Molecule: messenger RNA, 3068 nt
Organism: Micropterus salmoides (largemouth bass)
Lineage: Eukaryota; Metazoa; Chordata; Actinopteri; Centrarchiformes; Centrarchidae
Gene: cnga2b
Product: cyclic nucleotide gated channel subunit alpha 2b
Exons: 7
Coding region: 932-3022 (696 amino acids)
Biological process (GO): potassium ion transport; monoatomic cation transmembrane transport
Cellular component (GO): intracellular cyclic nucleotide activated cation channel complex; plasma membrane
Molecular function (GO): voltage-gated potassium channel activity; intracellularly cAMP-activated cation channel activity; cGMP binding
Source: RefSeq, a predicted model, not a curated record
CAGAAAAAAGUUGACUGAUGUAUAUUAUUAUGUAUGACAGCAGAUCAUUAAUACUGAUGCAUCAAUGCAUCAGCAGCAUUUUACUGUUGAAACUGGUCGAGGAGAAGUUAGUUUUAGUACAGAGUAGAUAGUAAAUGCAUUACAUUUAUAUAACGAUUCAUCAUAGAAACUCAAAGUGCUUCAGAGUGAAGGGGGGGGGGGACUCAUCUCAACCACCACCAGUGUAUGAUGUAUUUAUUUAGUGAAAUCUGUAAAUAGUAUAACAUCAGUAAUAUUAGUGAGUUAGUAAUAGUAGGUUAGGCCAAUAUGUCAGUGCACUACAAAUGAAGACAAAUGUAAACAUUUUCAAAACAAUUGAUUUUAAGAAAAUAUCAAGUAAAAAGCCCUACAUAAGACAUUAUGUAAGGCCAAGAAAUUAUCAAUAUAUAAAUAGUACAAUAUAUACAACAGUAUCAAUAUAUGAUUUAUAAAGAAAGCUGAAUAUCAAACACAACAAAUGAGAUCAUCUGUAGAAUUGCUGCUUUCUUUGUUCUGUUCCUCACUAUUCUCCAGUGGAAGAGACGUGCAGAGGAAAGGCAGUGCCAGGAGGCUUUCCCAGAAGACUCCUCAGUCUGAAGCUGACAUCUGGACUGUUAACCAUUCAAAGAUUUCCCCGCCCUGCAUCUCCCAUUCUGCCAGCCUCCUGCAUGUCCAUCUGAGGAUCAGGUGGACCACGUGUGCCUGCACUCUUCAAGAGGAGGCUCGCAGAAAAUGUUGCAAGAGCAGGACUUGUUUUCUUGGAGUGUUGGAUGCAGUUUGAUUUUUCCUCUCAUAAGAUCCACUGUGUCCGCUGAGGAUGGAUUGGCCGGGGAAGAGCUGCUCUGGGUGUGUCUGUGUGAAGUCACCGGAAAGAUUUUUAUUGGAUUAACUGAAGGAAAGUAAAGAUCUGAAGAUGACGGGCCAGGCGGCGGAGAGAGACCGGUCGCCACACAAUCUGUCAGUAAAGACCACCUUGGAGGAGGAGAUGGAGAGAACCGAGAGUAUUCUCAGCAGGAUGCCAUCUGUCUGUGAUGACACAUCAUCAGAGCUACAAAGAGUCGCCGCUCUCGACCCUCAUAGAGGCAAUUCCAGGAACUCUUUUCAAAGGAGCGGGGCUAUGUCAAGACUGGUGGGCCUGGUGGUGAGACUGAGGGAAUGGGCACACAGGAGUCUGUUGGAGGAGGAAGAGCGGCCAGACUCUUUCCUGGAGCGCUUUCGUGGCCCUGAGCUGAGAAUAGCCCCCAGCCGCAUCAGCAACACGCAACCAGAUGCCAAUGGCAACAAUGCCAAAGGUAUCUUUAGGAAAAAGUGGGAUUUGUUUGUGGUAUCCCCAUCUGAUAAUGCCUACUACCGCUGGUUAUUUGUCAUCGCCACAGCAGUGCUCUACAACUGGUGCCUUGUCGUUGCGAGGGCAUGCUUUGACAUGUUACAGGUGGACAAUUACAUCUGCUGGUUGGUACUGGACUACCUCUCGGAUUUUGUGUACAUAACAGACACUUUCAUCCGUCUUCGCACAGGAUACCUGGAGCAAGGUUUGCUGGUGAAGGACCAAGCCAAACUUAGGGACAGCUACAUCCGAACGUUACAGUUCAAGCUGGAUGUAGUGUCCAUCCUGCCCACUGACCUGGCGUACAUCUCCACCGGUAUCCACACACCGCAACUUAGGUUUAACCGUCUGCUGCGUUUCCCGCGCAUGUUCGAAUUCUUCGACCGCACUGAGACACGAACCAACUACCCCAACAUCUUCCGUAUCGGCAACUUGGUGCUUUACAUCCUGGUCAUCAUUCACUGGAAUGCCUGCAUCUACUAUGCCAUAUCGAAGUCUUUGGGAUUUGGCUCGGACACUUGGGUGUUCCCAAACAUCUCCACAUCUGCGUAUUCUCACUAUUCCGACUUGACUCAGAGUUACAUCUACUGUCUUUACUGGUCGACUCUUGUUCUUACUACAAUUGGAGAGGUGCCUCCACCCGUGCGAGAUGAAGAGUACCUAUUUGUGGUCUUUGACUUUCUUGUUGGGGUGCUGAUCUUUGCCACAAUUGUGGGAAACGUUGGCUCCAUGAUUGCCAACAUGAAUGCCACACGGGCCGAGUUUCAAGCUCGGAUUGAUGCCAUCAAACACUACAUGCACUUCCGCAAAGUCAGCAGAGAACUGGAGACACGUGUCAUUAAAUGGUUUGACUACCUAUGGACCAACAAGAAAGCAGUGGAUGAGCAGGAGGUGCUAAAGAACUUACCAAACAAACUGCAGGCUGAGAUUGCUAUCAAUGUACACCUGGAGACCCUGAAGAAAGUACGCAUUUUUCAAGACUGUGAGGCAGGACUGCUGGUGGAGCUCGUGCUCAAACUACGCCCACAGGUCUUCAGUCCAGGAGACUACAUCUGCAGAAAAGGGGACAUAGGAAAGGAGAUGUAUAUCAUUAAAGAGGGGAAGCUGGCUGUGGUGGCUGAAGACGGAGUCACACAGUAUGCUCUUCUCACUGCUGGCAGCUGCUUCGGGGAAAUCAGCAUUCUGAACAUAAAAGGCAGUAAAAUGGGAAAUCGCCGGACAGCCAACAUUCGCAGCUUGGGCUACUCUGAUCUCUUCUGCCUCUCUAAGGAUGACUUGAUGGAGGCAGUCACCGAGUAUCCAGAUGCUAAGACUGUGCUAGAGAAGAGGGGCCGGGAGAUCCUGAUGAAGGAGGGUCUGCUGGAUGAAAAUGCAGAAAGCGGCGGGCUGCACAAAGAGGACACGGAGGAGAAGGUGGAGAGGCUAGAGUCCUCUCUGGAUACCCUUCAGACUCGAUUUGCCCGCCUACUCAGCGAAUACACACACACUCAGCAACGGCUGAAGCAGCGCAUCACUCUGCUGGAGAGGCAGCAGAAUCAAACAGACUGCGGCGCAGAUGCAAGCGAUGACAUGGAUGCAGAAGCAGUGAAUGAUACAGACCCUGGGCCUGUUGCCCAAACAGAUGGGUCUCCACAUCGAAAUAAUGUACAAAUAAAGGACAAAGAGACAAGACAUUAACUGUCUCACUAAGGAGAUUUUAGAUCCAUAUCUCCUGAAAUACCUU